GAAGGUAAAAAGGUAAGACGAGGUAAAGAGCAAAAGACGAGUCUGGAGAUUUUAAUUGACAAAAAUUUUAAUGGAUUUUAAUAUGGACGACUUAAUGGAAUAUCUUAUUAUUUUAUUGGAAAUAUUAUAUUUUUUCCUAUUUAAUUCUAACGAUUCCUUAUUAAAUCUCUUGGUGUUGUUAUCCCUUGGAGUAUUGAACUUAGUAAUGAUGGAAGACGUUUAUACCGAUCCAGAGAAAGUAGAAUUUGUUCGUAUACUGCUGUUUAACUUCUUUGUCAUUACCUUUCUGACGAUUUCAGUAACUAUGAAAGAGAUAAUAACAUUUUAUUAUAGUGACUCUCUUCGAUGGUACGACCCGGAAAACGUCACAUUUGUUAUUGUUCAAACUGGAUUGUUUCACAUCUGGGCCCAUUGGACGGACAAAUUCGUUACGAAAUUUCUAUCAGACUGGAAUUUUGAACUGGCGUUGACAUUCGUCAAAAAAAUUUGAUUUUAAGAAAUUUUACAAUACAA
Centruroides sculpturatus (bark scorpion) is the source of this 513-nucleotide messenger RNA. RefSeq lists its product as uncharacterized. The transcript has 3 exons. Bases 71 to 490 code for a protein of 139 amino acids. NCBI's taxonomy places the organism in Eukaryota, Metazoa, Arthropoda, Arachnida, Scorpiones, Buthidae. The record is from RefSeq and is a predicted model, not a curated record.